This is a messenger RNA of Psammomys obesus (fat sand rat), 489 nucleotides long. RefSeq names its product ring finger protein 224 (gene Rnf224). The record is from RefSeq and is a predicted model, not a curated record. Lineage: Eukaryota; Metazoa; Chordata; Mammalia; Rodentia; Muridae.
AUGUUGCAGCCUGAAGGUGCCCAAGGCUUGGAGGAGGGGGCGGCCCUGAGAGCCUCUCGGAAUGACUGCAUCAUCUGCUACUCUGCCUACGACCCCUCAGCACACUUGCCUCGCUGCCGCCUCUAUUUUGGUCACACCUUCUGCCAGGCGUGUGUGUGGUGCCUGGAUACUCCAGCCUAUGAACAACACUGGAUCCCCUGCCCACAGUGCCGUCAAAGUACCUCUAUGCCCCGGGGAGGGGUGACCAUGUUGGACUUGGACCUGGCUGCCUUUCUGGCAAUUAAAGCUGAAAGGGAAGCAUCAAGAAUAGAAGUCAGGUCCUCUGUCCCCCUCAAAAGGUCCUCUCCCCUCAAAGUCAGCACUGCCAUCACUCUGAAGCCAGCGGGACUCUACCCCAUUGGGCCUCAACCCCACUUUCCUCAUCCUGGGUGCUGCUGCUAGGGCUGGGGAGGACUGUGAUGGUAUCCCCCUGGGAACCCUGAAGUCUAA